Acanthaster planci (crown-of-thorns starfish) is the source of this 3179-nucleotide messenger RNA. RefSeq lists its product as uncharacterized. The record is from RefSeq and is a predicted model, not a curated record. Gene Ontology annotation, molecular function: G protein-coupled receptor activity. NCBI's taxonomy places the organism in Eukaryota, Metazoa, Echinodermata, Asteroidea, Valvatida, Acanthasteridae. Gene Ontology annotation, cellular component: plasma membrane. Gene Ontology annotation, biological process: cell surface receptor signaling pathway; adenylate cyclase-activating G protein-coupled receptor signaling pathway.
GAAUUCAAAGCCUGCUCUCCUGGAGGAUUAUGUGAAACUUCUUGUUGACGUCCUUCAGAGUAUAUCGUCAUAUUCUGUUGCUAAGGAAAUGACACGUGACUUAGUCUUUGAUUAUGCGACAUCCAUUCUGGAGAUUGCCAAGAAAAUCGCAAGGGCGUGGCCAGAGGGAUCAUCGAUGCACAUGCACCAGGAUGACAGAGAUGUGUUUUUGAGAAAUCGGGAUGGACUAACAAAGCUCGAGAAGGAUGUCUUAAGCAACACGAAUGCUUUCAUGCAUUUCGAUCAGAAGGUCGUGACCCCGCCAAUUGUUCUCGUCGAAAGUACAUCUGGAGAGUUUCUGGGCUACAGCGCAGAAUUUGACUUUACGACCGAUUAUGAGUACAGCGAAUUUGCGAGUGAACGGACCUUGAAUUUCAAUGCCACGAGCGAUGUUCAGAUUGAAGAGCUAAUCAACAAGGAUAUUCUCCUUCGGUACUCAGUACCUUCGGCUGACCUGUCGUCCAGCAGAGGCGUCAAUGUAUCUCGUAGAGAGGAGUUGAUGAUUAAAGAGGGUGAUAAUUUCACCAUCGUUUGGGCGUCGUCGACUGCCGCAUGUACAUCCAUAAGUGACACGCACACACGAACAAGUUGCAAAAUUGUGCACUACGAAGGCUGGAGUUCCCCAUGCGAGUGCAGUCACGUGGAUGACGUAACCGUCUUCAUCAAGGUUUGGAAAAUCGGUAUUUCCAGAGUGUUCAGAUGGUCUUUGUCUUUAAGCUGCGGAGUGUCUGUUAUCGCAAUCAUCAUUGCUCUUGUCCUCCGUGGAUAUGCUAGAUGCCUAUGGAAGACGGAUACAGACCUUGCUACCACCAUGGUUCUUGUUGCCAUAGCAAUGACUGAUAUAAGUCUGCUUCUUUCUGUGCAGGAUAUUAAGAGUGAAAUUUUCUGCAGGGCUAAUGGCAUCGCCCUGCAUUUUUUCUACACGUCAGUUUGUUCUUGGAUGUUUGUUCGAGGGUUAUUACUCCACCGCCAAUCACACGAGCCGCUACAAAUUGCUACAGGGUCACUUCCACAUCAGCGAAUCAGUUUUCUGAUUGGAUUAGGCAUUCCUUCAGUCGUAGUCUUUGUUUCCACCAUUGCCUUGUUUUCUCAGUACACGUCCGAGUUGGGGUGUGUGGCUGACUUCAAGAAAAAUCUUUUAUGGGCGUUCCUGGUAGCACCUAUUCUGAUUACAACACUGGUUCUCGGCCUCUUUCUCUACGUUGUUAAGUCUGUAUCAAUCAACAAGAUGUCUGCACUGAAUACCAAGGAAAUGAAACGCAAUCUUUUCAAAAGUGCAUGCCUGGCCGUUCUCACCUCGGUAGCAUUGAUACUGAUGCCUCCAUCGUUAGCUUCACCCACUGGUAAACUAACAGCCGCUCAAUGGAUCUUCGCCGUCAUUAACUCACUCCAGGGCCUGUGCAUGUUGUCUCUGUGCUGUUUCUGGGACUCGAAGGUUCGCAAAGCACUUGCUCAUCGUGUAGGUCAAAGCAGGACACCCGAUGAGAAACUAAAAAUGUCUACACACAAGGUAAAAUCUCCGAAAUCGUCUCCGACCACGGAAAUGCCCGUGGGUCGUGGAGCUUCGUACAUCGAGGCGGACUUCACCCCUGUCGUGCCGGGCCCAGGAGCCCUUCAUCACGGCCAUGAUUCGCCUACCAUUUCCAUGGAAAAUGACGGCUUUGAAGAUUGUCCUGAAAUCGACUUGCGUGUACUGUCUCCGUCACCAACACCUGACCCCACCAUGCGACCCGUUUCUGCGAUGUCAGACCUGACCCUUCAAGAUCUCCCUGGUAUGGUGUUCACCAACGAAUCUGAAUUCGUGAGAGAGGUGAAGACCACCCAUCGCGUGUUUGUCAAGGGAAAGUGGCACGUUGAGCAAGAUGAGAAGGUAAUUAGAAAAGUAUACCGACGUCCUCGAUCCAACGCAGAAACAUCCACAGUCUAAACUACUGUACAAAAUAUCACCAAGUAUCGUCUAAUGUCAGGGCGAAAGGGGAACUAGGGAUUACAGAGUUUGUUUAAAGCUGCAGAUUUCAUUUCAGUCCAACCACACACUGAUGUCAAUGAUACAAGAAAUAGGAUAGCCUACUAUAACAUAAUUCCGUACAAAUAAUGGGGAUGAUUGUAUUUGCAAGAACAAACAAACAGGCCAGGUAAAGUAGAAUUUUCACUUGAAAUAUGAAGUCAGCAGAAAUCGAACGUUCAGGAAUUGUGGGCAGGCAAUGUUUCGAGUAGGUUCUAAAAGUGUGAUUUUAAUUGCUAAAUAGUUUAGGUGAUUUAGGAGUUGUAAUAAUCAGAUUGUUCAAAUCUGAAACUGGAGAAGUUUGCUAUUCAUGUGACAGUAGGCUUAAAGAACAAAUUUUAAAACUGAUAAAAAAAUCCACCAAAACCAAACAUUAAAUAUCUAUAUCCUGAACAUUGCCUACAUUUUCAUAGGGUACAACUUGACUCUGAAAGUUGAGAACAUUGUGUGUAUUUAAAAUAUUGUUUAUAACAUUUCAUUUCAUUCAUUUCACUUAUUUCAUUUUUCGGGAUCAACAAUUCACGGAAUACAAUAACAAAGUUUACAAGAGAGAGAGAAAAUACACAAGACAUACAAAAGACAAACAAAAUUUAACCAGCUCCCGCUGGAUUACCCAAAAGAAACAUGGUUUCUGUCGAGGGGCUCUCCAACUUAAACAGGAAACAAUACUAGAACAAUAAUAAAUAUAGAUCGAUACAUAAAUAGAUAAGAACAGGGCAGUAAUAUAAAUUAUAAAUUAUAACUCAUCAUAACUUAUAGCUUAAAUAAAGAAAUGAUAUGGAAAAAAAUGUUUAUCCAACUUAUUUUGUAGAGCUGUACUUGUAUAUUAACAUUAUUAUGAAAAACAAACUAACCCCCAUCAAAAACAAAGACAAAACAUUGGAGUAAACAGUAUUUAACAACGAUAUAUGUAUUAAUGUAUUAACCCCAGAAAUAAUACAGAAAUGUAGUUAAAAAUCCCAACAUUUAAGAGUCAACUCUUUCAAAAAAGUUUCCCGUAACUGGUAAAAUAGCCUAUAGGUUUUGGCUAAUUUUUGGGUCGGUCUUUUUGACGUACGGCGACGGCACUUGUGCCGUGGGUGCAGACCACUAAUUCAAGUGAGAAUUUUUGACCAGCUCAUUAGCAUUAAAAGUG